Messenger RNA from Rhododendron vialii, 1830 nucleotides. Its product is annotated as B3 domain-containing transcription factor VRN1-like. Lineage: Eukaryota; Viridiplantae; Streptophyta; Magnoliopsida; Ericales; Ericaceae. The coding region runs from base 306 to 1598 and encodes 430 amino acids. The record is from RefSeq and is a predicted model, not a curated record. Gene Ontology annotation, molecular function: DNA binding. The transcript has 4 exons.
GGUUGGCUUAUCCCAAAAAUGGAACUCGCAUCUCGAAGUCCAAGGUGGGGAGCAAGUCCCCCCUCUCUGGAGACAACCCUCGCUGGGUUCAAGGGAUUAAGUUGGGAUUUCUUGCAAAGUUAAAGGUGCGAAGCAUAAAUUUCCCCAAAAAUGUGGGCCCCAAGUUGGACACCAACUUUACCUUUUCCCCAGGACAGAACUCGGGCAAGCUGUGCCGGGGUAAAAUGAAGUUGACCUAGGCAGCUCGAUCACCGUGAAUCGUUCGAGAAACCCCCAAAUCCCCGGCGGCGGCGGCGGCUCAAACGAUGCGCCACCACGGAGAACUCGGCGACCCCGUCCACCGGCGGCCCAGUUUUCCGGCGAACGAGUCUUCGAUUUUCUACCGCAUGAUCGUGCCUUCUAUUAUUCACGACAAGAAACUGAAGAUUCCUGGCAAGUUCACCGAUAUGAUUAGGAAUGAUCUCCGUGUUGUUGCUACUCUCACAACUCCUAAUGGUUGUGUUUGGCAAGUUGGAUUACAGAAGAUUGACAACAAGUUUUGGUUCACCAAUGGUUGGAACGAAUUUGUCGAACAUCAGUGUAUCCGUGUGGGAUACCUUCUAAUCUUCACAUAUGAAGGGAAUUCAGUUUUCAGGGUAAACAUAUUUGACAUCGCCUCUUCUGAGAUAAAAUAUCAAUAUAACACCAUGAGUAGUUCUCAAGGACCCAAUUACAGUAACCGAUGUCCAGUACCUUAUAUGGAAGAAGCAGAAGAUGAUGUGUUUCGGACGCUUGCAUCUUUCGAAAACAAGGGUUUUCCAGAAACUGUAGACCAGCAAAGGCUUGGAAAAAAUGGUGAUCCUCCAUUGCUGCAGAACUUGGUAAAGUCCUUUUUUGAUUCUGAUUUAGCAAACGGCGAGCAUGAUAAAAGCAAAUCUUCCUCAGGCCGUUCCAUAGGCGGAUCCACUCGAGAUAUAGGUAUUCAGUGCAAUAACAGUGAACUUAUGAAGUCAGUAUAUGAAAUCAGAGUGCAAUCAUUGAAUCAAAUACCUGUAAAACCCAAAAAAAGAAAGCGCGGAACUGGAUCUCGUGAAGUCGAAGCUUCAGCUAAACGUGGAAGCGAAGUACAAACUCCUGGCACUGAAACAGAUAGGACUUUCUUGAGGAAGUGGAGAGUAGUAACACCCGAAGAAAAAGAGAGAGUGCUUAAUGCAUCCAAAAUGUUUCUUUCGGAAAAUCCACUAUGCAGGGUUAUCCUGCGACGGUCCUAUGUAUAUAAGGGGAUUGGCUUGCAUAUGCCAUCCUCCUUUGCUGAGAAGUAUCUUGGGGGAGUUUCAGGAUUCAUCACCCUUCAGGUUUCUGAUGGUGAAAAGUGGCCUGUCAAGUGCAUGUGGAGAGAUGGCUCCGCUAAGUUAAGCAAGGGGUGGCCUGAGUUUGUCAGGGAUAACAAAUUGGAGGAAGGAGAUGUUUGUGUUUUUGAGCUGAUCAAGGUGGAGGAUAUUGUGCUGAGGGUUACCAUCUUUCGUGUUGUUGAAGAUGCAGGACCUGUGAACCAACUCCCAAAGGAACAUCUUGAACGAACCAGCCAAUUCGUGAUUGAUUAUAAUCUGAAUCGGUGAAACUUCUGGGUAAGCUUUCUUUGUUAGCCAGCUCGUUAACUUGUUUAAGUGGGUAUUAAACUUUUAAUCUUCGUAGUCGGGACUUUAGUUGUUUGGAAGUUCAAAAAUUUGUUUAUUUCUCUUCCGUUGGGCCCCAAAUUGAUGCUUGAUUGUAAAAAAUCUCCCGGUUUGGAGAAAUGUAGUGGAUUUCUCACAACCUUCUUCACUUUGUAAUAUUAUCUCUCUUAGCGUC